Molecule: messenger RNA, 2322 nt
Organism: Ostrinia nubilalis (European corn borer)
Lineage: Eukaryota; Metazoa; Arthropoda; Insecta; Lepidoptera; Crambidae
Gene: Arfip
Product: arfaptin-2
Exons: 7
Coding region: 165-1106 (313 amino acids)
Biological process (GO): intracellular protein transport; regulation of Arp2/3 complex-mediated actin nucleation
Cellular component (GO): trans-Golgi network membrane
Molecular function (GO): protein domain specific binding; phospholipid binding
Source: RefSeq, a predicted model, not a curated record
ACACGCCUAAUGUCAAACAAAAAAAUAGUCAAGCGGUCGAUUUAUUUUGCAAAUCGUAAAAUCUAAGUAAAAAUUAUGUUGUUUUUAUAUUUGUUCUAAUUAGAUUGGCAAGUGAAUUGUGAUUCUUACAAUUCGUUUGACAACACAGUUUGGUUGCCGGCAAGAUGUCCAAGUGGCAAUCUGAAAGAAGCAUCCACGAAAUGUUAAAAGACACACCACCAAUUCGCGAAUCCAGCGAUUCCAUCAACUCUGGGACUGAAGCCAAGUUCCCUACGUCCCGAUCUAUGCCCUUCCCACCGGCCUAUGCUCCACCAGACGUAUCACAAAAUGGCGCUGCAGGCUCCAGCACUCUUCUCCGAGCUGGCUCGACCAAACUGGAGUCCCUUCGCAACUGGAGUGUCUCUACGUACAAAUGCACGAAGCAAAUCUUGUACGAAAAGCUCGGUAAAAGCUCCAGGACUGUAGAUACAGAACUGGAAGCCCAAAUCGAGAUGCUCCGCGAGACGCAGCGCAAAUACAACGGCAUCCUGCGCCUGAGCUCCGCGCUCACGGCGCAGCUGACGGCCGCCGGCCACACGCAGCGCGCGCUCGGCGAGGCCUUCGCGGAGCUCGCGCAGAAGUCGCCGGAGCUGCAGAACCAAUUCCUGUACAACGCGGACACCCAGCGCUCGCUGACCAGGAAUGGCGAGACGUUGUUAGCGGCGCUGCACUUCUUCAACAACUCGCUCAACACGCUCACCAAUAAGACCAUCGAGGACACCUUACUGACCAUCCGGCAGUAUGAAGCGGCUAGAGUGGAAUACGACGCAUACCGCAGUGAGCUGGAAGCCAGCGGCGGGAACCCACCGGAACUACUGCUGGGCAACAUCGAGCGCCACCGCCGUCAUUACGAACGUCUUCGGGACGACUCGGCCGUCAAGCUCAAACUGCUGCACGAGAACAGGGUGAAAGUGAUGAACAAACAGCUCCUACUAUUCCACAACGCGGUGUCUGCUUACUUCAGCGGCAACAACGUGGCCUUAGAGGCCGCGGUGCGGCACUUCAACAUACACUCGCCCCUCCCUGCCGCCUCGCCUCCUCCACAACCGCUGCCGAGAACCGCCUAAACCUUAUUGCUAGCGGAUAAGGUCUGUUUUUGAAUACUAUCACUAGUGGAACGGUUUAACCUUAUAUCAAGCCAAUAAGGUCUGUUUUCGAAUGACUAUUGAAUCUGAUUAUUUGCUGCUGCCAUGUAACCUUACAAGUUGAUAAGGUCUGUUUUCAAACAACGUGGCCUUAGAGGCAGCGGUGCGGCACUUCAACAUACACUCCCCGCUCCCCGCCGCCGCUGCCGAGGACCGCUUAAACCUUAUUGCAAGCGGAUAAGGUCUGUUUUUGAAUACUGUCUCUAGCGGAACGGUUUAACCUUAUAUCAAGAAAAUGAGGUUUGAUUUCAUAUGAAGCGAAAAUGCUCCUUAGGUGCUGCCAUGUAACCUUAUUGCAAGCCGAUAAGGUCUGUUUUCAAACAACGUGGCCUUAGAGGCAGCGGUGCGGCACUUCAACAUACACAACCCAAUAUGCUCUCUAUUGUAAACUGAUUAAGACAGUGUUUCUUAUGGGAGUCCGUAGCCUUAUCUAUGGACCAUUUAAAAAUCAUAAAUAAAUGCCACAAAAAAUCUCGUUUGCUUUAUUAUUAAGAGGGUCCUUAAAAUUGAAAAUUGUCCUAAGGGGUCAGUGGACAAAAAAAGUUUAAGAAACAAUAGAUUUCGACAUGAAUUCGUUCGGUAAUGAUCUCGAGUAUUCCUUUACAAUUUAAUUUGACUCGAAAAAGCCAAAAAUUUAGAUUUUAUUUUACUAAAAUUACUAACUUAUUCCAAAGGGCUUUCAUUAUUUAUUUCCCUUUUUUAUUUUUAUAUCCAAUUUAUAUGAAUAUUUUUUAUAUUUAUUAUUUUAACUAAUAAAAAGUGAUAUGCAUAUGCAAGUGUUAACUCUUUUUUAAUAUUACCUUAUUUUGUAGCAUUCUUUUCAUCAAAUUAACAUAAAUACACUAAACAAGAUUAUACUUUUCUUAGUUACAUUGGAAAGAUAAAUGGCCUAUAAAUUCUUUGCAAUCAUUUAACCAUACCAAUCUUAUUAACAUUUCAUAUUCAUAUUUCUACACAGUUUGAUUAAUGACAUAGAUCAAUAAAUCGAGUUAAAAAUAGAUUUAUUUAGUUUACUUUCAAUGAUAACUAACUGAGAUAAAUAUUUUUAGAGAUUGUGUGUGAUAAAAACUAUAGGCUUCAAAUAAGUACAUGCUUACAAAAAUGCUUUCGGAUUUUAUAUGUUAAACUGCACAGUUGC